Messenger RNA from Punica granatum (pomegranate), 1314 nucleotides. The record is from RefSeq and is a predicted model, not a curated record. NCBI's taxonomy places the organism in Eukaryota, Viridiplantae, Streptophyta, Magnoliopsida, Myrtales, Lythraceae.
AUGGGAACGUACUUCGUUUCUGUUUCUAGUCCGCUCCUCCUCUCAAUCUUCGCAAUAAGUUAUGCCUCUGGGUCGGACCCCAAACGGGUCAUCACGAAUCUCAUUCAUCGCGAUUCGGUUCUCUCUCCAUACUAUAACCCGAAAGACACCAUAGCUGAUCGCGUCGAGCGAUCCCUCGAGAUCUCGGCUGCACGUUUAGCCUACUUUCAGGCAAAGUCGUCCCUUGACGUGACGAGGGACUUGCGCUUUGAUCUCAUCCCUUCGUUUCCGAUGAUCUUCGUGAACUUCUCCCUUGGGGACCCGCCGGUUCCACAGCUCACAGUUAUGGACACCGGGAGCAACCUCCUGUGGGUCCAAUGCGUCCCUUGCAAGAAUUGCUCUCAAACUAGUCCAUUGAUCUUUGAUCCAAUCAAGUCAUCUACUUAUUCCAAAGUUCCUUGCAACACUUCCUACUGCAAGGUCGUGCCGGGUGGUCGGUGUGGGUCAUCGGAUCAGUGCGUGUAUAACCAGACGUAUUACGAUGGGCCAUCUUCGAAAGGAGAACUAGCUAGAGAGCAGUUGAUGUUCAGAACAUCCGAUGAUGGCACUGUGGCCGUGUCCAAUGUUGUCUUUGGUUGUGGACACGAGAACGGAAAGUACUGGGACGAGAAAUUCACGGGUGUCCUGGGGCUAGGCAGCCAACUUAUAUCUGUGCCAUCAAGGCUCGGCUCCGGUUUCUCGUAUUGCAUUGGCAAUUUGUUCGACCAGCAGUAUGCUUAUAACAAGUUGAUUUUAGGCGAGGGGGCGAUAAUCGAGGGGGACUCGACCCCUGUGAAAAUUAUUGAUGGACUUUAUCAUAUCACUCUCGAGGGCAUAAGUUUCGGGGAGAAAAUGCUCGAUAUAGACCUCGGGGUAUUCAGUCACCGGACCCAGAGGAUUGGCAAUUCGAUCAUCGACUCUGGGACUACAGUCACUUGGCUGGUGCUGGGGGCAUACAAGGCACUCUUCGAUGAGGUCAAGGGCCUAUUGGAGGGUGUACUAGAAAUAGUCGACCGCAAACCGUUGAGACUUUGCUACCAGGGCUCGGCGAGCCGAGACUUGGUAGGGUUUCCAGCGGUGACUUUUCAUUUUAUCGAUGGGGCCGAGCUAUCCCUGGACACGGGGAGCCUGUUCUACCAAGCAGGGGAUGUGUUCUGCAUGGCUAUUGCCCCGAGUGAAUUCGAGGGGCUGUCAAUCAUCGGGCUGAUGGCCCAACAGUACUAUAACGUCGCCUACGAUGUUGCAGGGGCCAGGGUAUACUUUCAGAGGAUCGAGUGUGCACUCCUCGACGAUUGA